UUCCAGGACUCUGGCCCUGAUGUAGCUGUCUUUCUGAGCCACUGACUCUUGAUUCAUGGACACAGCCUCAGCUCCAGUGGGCUCCCUACAGUACUGUUGUUGUUAGCUGUCUAAGAUGGGUGACACCUGGUCCCAGCUGCCCUGGCCUGGUCCCCCCCACCCAGCCAUGCUGCUGGUCUGCCUCCUCUUGGCAGCCGGGGUGAUGCGCUCGGACGCCGGCACCAGCUGCCCCGUGCUUUGUACGUGCCAUAACCAGGUGGUGGACUGCAGCAGCCAGAGGCUCUUCUCCGUGCCCCCUGACCUGCCAAUGGACACCCAAAACCUCAGCUUGGCUCACAACAGAAUCACAGCCGUGCCGCCCGGCUACCUCACAUGCUACAUGGAGCUCCGCGUGCUGGAUCUGCGCAACAACUCCUUGAUGGAGCUGCCCCCGGGCCUCUUUCUCCACGCCAAGCGCUUGGCACACCUGGAUCUGAGUUACAACAACCUCAGCCACGUGCCAGCCGAUAUGUUCCAGCAAGCCCACGGCCUGGUGCACAUCGACCUGAGCCACAAUCCGUGGCUGCGCAGGGUGCAUCCCCAGGCUUUCCAGGGCCUGGUGCAGCUCCGAGACCUGGACCUCAGCUACGGGGGCCUGGCCUUCCUCAGCCUCGAGGCCCUUGAGGGCCUGCCGGGGCUGGUGACCCUGCAAAUCGGCGGCAACCCCUGGGUGUGCGGCUGCACCAUGGAGCCGCUGCUGAAGUGGCUGCGGAACCGGAUCCAGCGCUGCACGGCGGAUUCUCAGCUGGCUGAGUGCCGGGGCCCCCCUGAAGUUGAGGGCGCUCCACUCUUCUCCCUCACUGAGGAGAGCUUCAAGGCCUGCCACCUGACCCUGACCCUGGAUGAUUACCUCUUCAUUGCGUUCGUGGGCUUCGUGGUCUCCAUUGCCUCCGUGGCCACCAACUUCCUCCUGGGCAUCACAGCCAACUGCUGCCACCGUUGGAGCAAGGCCAGUGAAGAGGAAGAGAUUUGAUGUGGGCGCCUGGCGUCCCUCCAUGCUGCUGGCCACCACUGCUGGUGACCACCAGACACUGCUCACUCUGGCUCUUGGUGCUCUGGCCAUCUCUGUCAUGACCCGAACAAGGUCGGGAAACUACCUUUCUGUGAUCUUCAACUGUGGGCCAGACACUGUGCCAGAACUGGAAACGUCCGAUGACUCUGACCUAGUCCUUGCCCCCAAGGCUCUUACCUCUAAUGGAAGAGAGAGAUUCAAAAACUAUUCCCUUUAAGACAAUUUGUCAGCACUCUCAGCACAUAGUUAUGAAAGCGCAGAGGAGGGAUCAUCAACUGUGCCUAGAAAAGUCCAAAAGAAUUACAAGAAUGGAGGAAAUUUGGAGCUGACUCAUCAAAAAAUGUCUGCUUUGUCAAGUAGACAAAGAAGGGUGGACAUGAGCAAAUGACAGAGGCCAAAAUAUGCAUGGUGUGUUGAGAACAGUGACCAACCCUUGUGACUUAAGUGUAUAGAGCAGGUGUGGCAGAGGACCAAAACUUUCCUCUGACACCCAAUCUUUCAGCUCCUGGAGUUGCCCACCACUGCCUCCAGAGGGAGAGAACACCUCUGUGCCAGCCCCCUAAGCCUCCUCCUGCCAGGAGCUACCAGGUGAGAUCACUUCCUAAUGACUGCCCCCCCAUACUACAUCCACCAAUUGCAGCCUGCCAGUGA
Zalophus californianus (California sea lion) is the source of this 1702-nucleotide messenger RNA. It is a transcript of the gene LRRC55, whose product is annotated as leucine rich repeat containing 55. The record is from RefSeq and is a predicted model, not a curated record. The transcript is spliced from 2 exons. Gene Ontology annotation, molecular function: potassium channel activator activity; transmembrane transporter binding; voltage-gated potassium channel activity. Gene Ontology annotation, cellular component: voltage-gated potassium channel complex. The coding region runs from base 116 to 1012 and encodes 298 amino acids. NCBI's taxonomy places the organism in Eukaryota, Metazoa, Chordata, Mammalia, Carnivora, Otariidae.